CGUCCCUCCAGCAACAUGUCCUCGUCGGGGGCGCAGCGUGUCGGUCCCGCGGCGGCUUUCCCAGAGAACCAGGGCGGUGCGGCGGCGGCAGGAGGCAACGGGGCACUGGGAGCCGCUGCAGAAGACAAACCCGUGUGUCUCAUCGUGCUCGGCAUGGCGGGCUCCGGGAAAACCACCUUCGUCCAGAGGCUGACGGCUCAUCUUCACUCCCUUAAAGCUCCGCCAUAUGUUAUCAACCUGGACCCAGCCGUGCAUGAGGUCCCCUUCCCCGCAAACAUCGACAUCAGGGACACCGUGAACUACAAGGAGGUGAUGAAGCAGUAUGGCCUCGGACCCAACGGAGGCAUUGUGACAUCACUAAACCUGUUCGCCACCCGUUUUGAUCAGGUGAUGCAGUUCAUCGAGAAGAAGCGUCAGAAUCACCGGUAUGUACUAAUUGACACUCCAGGUCAGAUUGAAGUCUUCACCUGGUCAGCGUCUGGAACCAUCAUCACUGAAGCUCUGGCAUCAUCCUUCCCCUGUGUGGUGAUCUAUGUCAUGGACACAUCCCGCAGCGUCAACCCUGUCACCUUCAUGUCCAACAUGCUAUACGCCUGCAGUAUCCUCUAUAAGACCAAGCUGCCCUUCAUUGUGGCCAUGAACAAGACCGACAUCAUUGACCACAGCUUUGCAGUGGAGUGGAUGAAGGACUUUGAGGUCUUCCAGGACGCUCUGAACCAGGAAACCUCAUAUGUGAGCAACCUGACGCGCUCCAUGAGCCUCGUGCUGGACGAGUUCUACACCAACCUGAGGGUGGUGGGCGUGUCUGCAGUGACAGGAACUGGAUUAGAUGAGCUGUUUGUUCAGGUGGAGGAUGCUGCCAAGGAGUACGAGAGGGACUAUCAACCUGAGUAUGAACGACUCCGCAAACAACUGGCCGAAGCUCAGGGCAAGAAGCAGCAGGAGCAGCUGGAGAGGCUCAGGAAGGACCUGGGAGCUGUGGACAUGACGAGCACACCAUCCACAGAGGAAGCUGACAUCGCCGGACCCAGUGACCUCCUCAUGACACGCGGUAAUCCUGACGAAGAGGACGAGGAGGAGGUGGACAGCGACACGGAUGACAUCGACCACAGCGUUACGGAGGAGAGCAAGGAGAGCGAAGCCUUCGGAAACUUCCUAAAGGAGAGGAAGGAAGUGGUUGAGGUCCGAAACAGGAAGUGUAUGAUGCCUCAGGAUCCCUGACCUCUGACCCCAGAGGUUUUGCUUUGCAGAAUACAGACUUAUUACCUCGAGCAUAUCUCCACCACUGACAUUCCUCCUCACAGGUUCAGAUACGAGGAGACGAAGACUGAACUUGCUGUCAUGUCAGGUGACCACACUUGCUUGGAGAAGCUGAUUGGCUGCUCCUUCCCUAAAAGAGAGAACUAUAUUUUUAUAUGAGAAAUCUUCUGUUUCAUCACUGUUGGCUUUUGAUUGUGAAAGUACCAAAAGGAUUUAUGACAUAUAAAAUAAAAUGAGCUCCAGAAGCUUCAUCUUCAUUCAGAACAAAAAUAAGUCUUCAUCAAAGCAAACAUACAAAUGUAUUAAACUUAAAAAAUCAGAGGAGUCUGAGGUAACUGAGUGGUGAUUGUUCCAGUCUGCAGAGGUGGCAGGGUGCGCAUGCAUAUUUCAGCCUGUCAGCAUCUAAAACUCGUCUUCACUGAGGAAGACUUCAGCACACUCAGAGCCUCAUCAGGCUGCAGAUGUUCACAAACCACAACGGCUGAUGUGGUAAUUACUGUCAUGUCAUUUGUUGCCAUGUUUAGGGAUGUAAUGUUUUUAUUCUUCUAUAUAUUUUACAUUACAAGUAAAAUAGUCAUGAGGAACAUCCAGAGUGUUUACCUGAGUUUGCUCAGACAUGCUCGUUCUGAGGUGGUGAGUCAAGCAAAUUUUGUUAUUGUAGCUACACAAAGUAAUGAAAGGCAUUUUGUGUUAUUAUAUUAGUAUGUAAUAAGUACCCUGGUUGACACUGAGGACGUGAAACUUUCUCAUGGAGAAAAACACCUAAACUGUCAGGAGAAACUCCUGUGAAAGUGACACGUCUUAUAGCUGAGGUGUCAGCUUAUCUGACUCAUCUGCUGGGCGGCGCAUGGAAACCAAAUUUAAUUUAUUUUGGCAAAAUAUUCCAGCCUGCUGCAUCAUUUUUCACUUUGAUUUUCAGGGUGUCUUUGAAUUCAGCCUCAUUUCAUUUCCAUCAAAUAUUGUGGCAUCCUUUCCUUCCUAACCCUAACCCAGUCCAGUAUAGAUAUGCAAGUUUUCGGGGUUUUUUUUGAGCUGUGUUUAUUAUGAGGUGCUGAAAAGUGUGCAGAGGUUUUGCCCUCUUUGUACACAAGCAACAUAAAUCAAACUAGAAGCUUCAUAAAAGCAGAGCUGCUGGAGGAGACUGCACAUAAUAAUCGGUUUAUUGAGUGUAUUUGUAAAAUAGAUGAAUGGAAAAAAUAACCUCACACACACGAGAACAAUCAGAGCUGUUCUCUGGUGUUUCUGGAGGUAUUGAUUGGUGUGCCGUGUAUCUGCUCGUCUUCAUUCAUGUCUGAGCUCUGAAUGGAUUCAGGUUGUCCGCCCGCCGACCAUCUGCCACCACGCUGCCAACACACUGCUCGCUUCAUUCGCCUACGCACUCGCUGAGAUCCGGCAGCGUGGUUGGACUGAAGAGUGUCUGACUCAUCUCUCCACUCCAUUUUUCAAGAGAACAAAACAUAAAUGUGCAGAAAAGACGGCACGCCUGCACAAAAUACUGACAGCUUCAAAGAAGUCCAACUUCUGUGUAAAUGUUUCAGCUUGUCAGGGCCCAUUUACACCAAUAGGAUAAAUAAAAGUAUACAAGUGCACAGUGUGGGCCUGAAUCUAACAGAUUUUCAUGUAAACCUGGAAAUAAUUAGAAAGUUAAAGGAUUUAGACUCGUAUCAAACUUUUCAGGGUAACGUGUAAUCAGGUGUAUCACAGCAGGUUAUGUUGUUUCUCCUGUUCUGGUCUCGGUUGGUCCAGCAGGUCUCAGGCUGCAGGAUUUAUUCAUCAGUUUCCCUCUGCUGUUUGAGGGUUUUGGCUGUAUUAUUUUGAUGAGUUCACAUUUUUUGAGAUUGAGAGAUGCCUGCUUUUCCUUCACUUCACUUUGCAGCAAGCAGGUUCAUCAUCUCAUCAUAUUCUUUACUGAGCUUUAUGCAGCCAGCAAACAUCAGACUGUAUGGAAAAAAAACAUGGAUGUGGCCAUCAUUGGUUUCUGAACUCUGCAUUUUGAUGAUGCAGUGUUAGUAUUUUGGCCUGUGUUGGGCAGGUGGAAGUACUUACAGUAUUUUACCGUGUGCUCUGUACUGCGGGUCUUUUGUUUUUUUUAGUAGGCUUGUUUUAUACAAAUGCUGUGAAAAAUGUAAAUAAAGUCAGAAUGUAAUGA
Messenger RNA from Archocentrus centrarchus (flier cichlid), 3409 nucleotides. It is a transcript of the gene gpn1, whose product is annotated as GPN-loop GTPase 1. The coding region runs from base 16 to 1221 and encodes 401 amino acids. Gene Ontology annotation, molecular function: GTPase activity; ATP hydrolysis activity. Lineage: Eukaryota; Metazoa; Chordata; Actinopteri; Cichliformes; Cichlidae. The transcript is spliced from 13 exons. The record is from RefSeq and is a predicted model, not a curated record.